AUGUGGCCGGGAGUUCGGCUGAUCGCCUCUCUGCUGUUGGUGCUGCAUAUAGCCGGCGGCGGCACGGCGGCGGCGGCGCCUGCUGCCCAGCUCGACGGCCGCCUGCUGGUGCGCUUCCGCACAGCGCUCAGCGCCGGGAGGAAGCUGACGACGGCGGCGCCGGCCCUGGACCUGCCCGCGGGCAUCGCAUUGCAGCGGGCCGCGGCCGGCAGCGGCGGCGAGCGGUCGUCUGGCGGCGCGAGCGGCGACGACGCGCUGGCCGCCGCCGCAUCAGGGGAGCUGAUGCUGGUGCGGGUCACCGACGGGCAGAGCGUGCAGAGCAAGCUGGCUGAGCUGCUGCGCCACCCAGGCGUGGAGCACGCAGAGGCGGCGGGCCCAGCCCGCCCUUGUGGCGCCCCCGGCGGCUCCCACCGCGUGCCCAGCGCCGUCAAGCUGGCAACGACGCAGGGGGCAGGGUCCGGGCCCGCGGGCCGCCGCGCCGCGCUCGAGGGCGGCCAGGUUGCCAGCGCCAGCGGUAGCGCCAGCGCCGGCAGCGGGAGCACCAGCGCCGGCAGCGAGAGCAGCGGGAGCAGCGCGCAGGCUGCACGGCGGCGGCUGGGCCAGGCCAGGCUGGAGCCUGACGACCCCAAGUUUAAUGCCAGCUGGCACCUGCCCCGCGUCCAGGCGCCGCAGGCCUGGGCCCUUGCCACGGGCUCCGCCGCGGUCAAGGUGUGCAUUGUGGACACAGGCGCCAGGAUGGACCACGCCGAUCUCAAGGCCAACCUGGAAGCUGCGCUGCGCUGCGCUGUGGUCGCCUGCAGGGGGUGCACCGGCGCCUGCCAGUGGCCCGACGACUUCCUGAGCCCAGGGCAGGCGGGGUACACUUCGUAUGCAGACUCCUCUGGGCACGGCACGAACGUUGCGGGGGUGGUGGGAGCGGUGGGCAACAACGGGCUGGGCGUCACGGGGAUAAACUGGCAGGUGGGCCUCGUCAUCUGCAAGGCCUCGGCCCCAGGCACAGGAGUGGUGCUGGCCAGCUCCGCAGUCGUCGACUGCUUCGACCUCUGCGCCAAGGAGCCUGGAGUGAAGGUGGUGGUGGCGGCCUUUGGCGGCCUCACCCGCUCCCAGCAGCAGGCCGACGCCGUCCAGCGGCUGGCGGACGCAGGCGUGCUGGUGGUGGCGGCGGCAGGCGACGAGGGCAAAGACGUCAGCUUCGACCCAGACCAGGCCCAGUACCCUUCCUACCUGUCCCGGGAGCUAGAUAACGUCAUCUCUGUGGCGGCCACCAAGGAGGACGACAGCCUCACACCCUGGUCCAACUACGGCAGCGACGCCGUGAUGAUCGGCGCGCCCGGCCAGUUCAUCUGGACCACACACAACAACGGUACCGCGGGAUAUGACAGCGUGUCCGGUACCGGCAUGGCCGCCGCGCUGGUGGGCGGCACCGCAGCCCUGCUGUGGUCAGAGCGGCCGGGCCUCAGCUAUGAUGUCGUCAAAGACGCCAUCCUGGGCUCUGUAGACCCCCAGGCCUCGCUGGACGGCAAGCUGAUGACGGCGGGCCGCCUGAACGUGGCGGCCGCGCUGGCAGCGGCCCAAGCCUACUCCGCGCCGCCGCCGGCCCCCCCAGCUCCCCCACCUUCCUAUGCUUACGAGUUCAACACCUUCACCAGCUUCGGGCUGGUGCAGGAGGCGGAGACGGGCCGCCUGCUGACCCGCCAGCAGAUGUUCAACCGCUCCGCCAGCUUCCUGUUCACCGAGUGCGCCGACAGGUGGGGGAGCCGGGCAGGCACUCAUGAGUCCUGA
Molecule: messenger RNA, 1782 nt
Organism: Chlorella variabilis
Lineage: Eukaryota; Viridiplantae; Chlorophyta; Trebouxiophyceae; Chlorellales; Chlorellaceae
Exons: 12
Coding region: 1-1782 (593 amino acids)
Biological process (GO): proteolysis
Molecular function (GO): serine-type endopeptidase activity
Source: RefSeq, a predicted model, not a curated record